Molecule: messenger RNA, 1726 nt
Organism: Prunus mume (Japanese apricot)
Lineage: Eukaryota; Viridiplantae; Streptophyta; Magnoliopsida; Rosales; Rosaceae
Gene: LCBK2
Product: Diacylglycerol kinase family protein
Biological process (GO): phospholipid biosynthetic process; phosphorylation
Molecular function (GO): ATP binding; kinase activity
Source: RefSeq, a predicted model, not a curated record
AUUCUCAGUUCUAUGAGUGAGGAUUAGUUGAGGUGCGCACAAGCUGGUACGGACACCUCAUGGUACUUGCUAUAAAAAAAAAAAAAAAAUGAAAUGACUGCUCUGUUUCACACUGCUACAGAGUGUGAUGCACAGGAGAAUAUUUUGCCACCAUAAAUUUACGCCCGUGUGAGAAAUCUCAUUAACUACUUAACCCUGUUUUUUUUUGGAGAAACUGCAUAAUUAAACCCAAAACUUAAAAAAGAAGAAAAGAGAUGAGCAUGAAUCAGAUAGCAUUUGGAACUGGAAUAGCAGGGGUGAGAGUAUCAAUGGCGAAACCAUGGGCUGUCAGAGCAGAGCUACCCAGGGCUCCUGAUCUAUGUGCUGACCGCUCCAUUCUGCGAAGUGGGUCUUCCUCAUCUCGCCGUCGUGACCUCGUUUUCGUCGUCAAUCCUAGCGGUGCUAAUGGGAGGACAGGUAAAGAGUGGAAGAAGCUGCUGCCAUAUCUAAGGUCUCGCCUUGGUGCCGAUUGCAAUAUAUGCGAAUCUUUAACGUCAGGUCCUUCUCAUGCAAUUGACAUAACGAGAGAGGCUAUAAGGGAGGGUGCUGAUGCUGUAAUAGUGGUGGGAGGAGAUGGAACUCUGCAUGAGGUUGUCAAUGGAUUCUUUUGGGCAGGAAAACCUGUUACUAAUCAUGAUAGAGAGGUCACCCAUUCAACUGCACUCGGUCUCAUUCCUUUGGGGACUGGGUCUGAUUUUGCCCGAACUUUUGGCUGGAAAAAUGAUCCUCAUGAAGCCAUUGACCGCAUAGCUAAAGGGCAGAGAUCACGGAUAGAUGUUGGUGUUAUUAGUGGAGAAGAUGGAGAACCCCAUUACUUUGUUAAUGUUGCUGACAUUCAUUUGAGUGCAAAAGCAGGAUACUAUGCUUCUAGAUACAAGAGAUUUGGCAACUUGUGCUAUGUUAUUGGUGCUUUGAAAGCCUUUGUUGGGCACCGUAAUCAGGACCUUAAAAUCAAGGUCAAUGAAGGGGAGUGGGAACUAUACUCUCAAGUAACAGCCCUUUGCAUCGGAAAUGCAAAAUUCUUUGGCGGUGGCAUGAAAAUUACACCAAAUGCUGACCCUCACAGCGGCAAUUUUGAGGUUGUGAUUCUUCAGGACUUCAAGUGGUAUGACUUUAUUCUGAAGCUACAUAAGCUGUACAAUGGGACACAUCUAACAGUGAAAAAUGUAUCUUCAAGAAGCGUGCACUCUAUUGAAGUGGAAGACGUCUCAGGCAGUGGAAGCAUUUAUGUUCAAUCUGAUGGUGAACAUUUAGGAUUCCUGCCUAGGAAAUUUUGUAUAUUACCUUCUGCAGUCGAGAUGAUAUGUUGACAUGAACCCAGGAACUUGUAGUCCUAUUGAAGAAAUUUAGAAGUUUGCAGAGAAAGCUAAGCAUCAGUUCUAAUGCUAGAGAUGAAAUGAACCGGGAAAUUCCUUUUCGUGGAAUAAGUAAUCAGACAGUUUAUACAUACAAGCGACUAACAUUACUGAAGCUCACAAACUGUAAUGGAAUUGCAGCUCAUCAUAACGGGUCACUAACUUCUAACUAUUCAUACAAUCUCCGAUAGUCAAGCCAAAGCAGCUGACAUGACAUCAGUUCUGGUGUAUGGUGGUGUGUUGUAACUUGUAUGUUAGACUACACUCUGUUUUGCUGCCUACUGGCAUAAUGUUCUGUAUUCCGGCUUUGCUAAUAUUUUGGUAUUCUCCUA